Molecule: messenger RNA, 1153 nt
Organism: Neurospora tetrasperma FGSC 2508
Lineage: Eukaryota; Fungi; Ascomycota; Sordariomycetes; Sordariales; Sordariaceae
Exons: 2
Coding region: 118-927 (269 amino acids)
Biological process (GO): mRNA cis splicing, via spliceosome
Cellular component (GO): catalytic step 2 spliceosome
Molecular function (GO): RNA binding
Source: RefSeq, a predicted model, not a curated record
CACCACUCAACAAAUCACGGCCCAUCUCGCCCUCUAUCGCGCGCGCUUCAUCUCUCACGCACCGGCAUCAUCUAUCAACUCAAGAAAAGAACUGCGUAACCGAAUCAAGCCGCCAGAAUGACCACAGCUCACAGACCUACCUUCGACCCGGCCAAAGGCAAAGAAGCUCUCCGCGGUCCCGCCUACCACCAGCGUCUCCUACCCGCCUACACCCAGCUCAAGUUCCGCAAGCCCGGCCAAGGCGGCGUUGCUGGGGCAUCUGAAGAGCGCGACACGCGCGACCUGCGCGCUGAGCUGCUGGCUGCCGAGGAGGCGCACAAGGCCAAGUUGAGGGGCGGACCUGCUCUUACCUCUGGUGACGAUGUCGAUAACGAGAAGGCGGGAACCAAGCGCCCAUUGGCUUUGACGAGCGGUGAUCACAAAGAGGAGGAAGACCAAGAAGCGAAGCGACGAAGGAUAUUAGAGUUGACGAGGGAGAUUGAUGCGGAUGAUUCUUCUGAUGAUGACGACGACGACGCCGAAUCAGACGCCGAUGCCAAAUCACCAAAAGCCCAGAAGAACCAAGAUGACGACGACGCCUCUUCAGACUCCUCCGAUUCCGAUUCCGACUCCGACUCCGACUCAGACGACGAAGAAGCUGAACUCCAGCGGGAACUUGAGCGCGUGCGUCGCGAGCGUCAAGAGAAGCGCGAGCGCGAGGAGCUUGAGCGCCAAAAGGCCGAAGAAGAACAGCGCGAGAAGGACAUAGCGCUCGGGAACCCGCUGCUGAACAAGCCGGACUUUACGGUCAAGAGGAGGUGGGACGACGACGUGGUCUUCAAGAACCAGGCGAGGGGCGUGGAUGAUAGGAAUAAGAAGAAGGAGUUUGUCAAUGAUUUGUUGAGGAGCGAUUUCCAUAGGCGGUUUAUGAGCAAGUACGUUCGUUAAUGGGGGUUGCUGCUGCUGUUGCUGCUGCCGGAGGAGGAGUGCGCAGUGGCGGAGAGAAGAGAGGAGAAAAGAUACCCAGAGCGGAAGGACACAGGGCCAAGUAGGGGAGCAAUAUUCGUCUUUGCGACACAUCUUGGUUUGGACAAGUUUCUGCAGGCAUGUUCAGUGAGCGAGAAAUAGACGAUAUCACAGGACACGAAUCAAGAACAACUAACAGAACUUUCAA